AUGUUGCUUCAUGUAUUCCUUGCGGAUGAUGACAUCCGGAGAGUUCAAAUUGAAACACUUCCAGAGACGGUUGAUGAACUAAAGACUGUGCUUAAGCGCAAACUCAUCCUGGAGGGUGAGAUGAUCAUCCAAUUUCAGGAUCCAGAAUUCAACAAUGAGUUCUGCAACGUGACUGACAUAUCCGAGCUAUCUACAGAAAGGGUGAAAUAGAAGAUUAUAAUGAAGGCACCACCCAGCUCAUCCCGAUCGGACUACACUUUGGACACAGGUAGUGUGGACACUUCCAGCUGCUCAUCAGGACAGGCUUCAUCACUCAGCGGUCGUUCAAAGCACUGGCCUGAAUCAUUUGUCAUACCAAGCUUUUCUUAUGACAUAGAGUUGAAACUCAGAAAAGGAAAUUACGCCUUUUGAAAACAAUGGUUCACUGUUGACCACUACCAAUGAUGUCAAGACUGACAUUCUGGACAAGCUUGGACGUGCAAUGUAUGACUUUAAAUCAUAUCCAACCCAGAAACAAGUUGAAGAAGUAGCAAAAGCCCUUGUAAAAAAGCAUCCUUGCUUAAGAGAGCUAGGGUCCACAGAGGGAUGGUACUGUUGGAAGUUUAGCCUCGGUUUUAAGAUGGGAAAUCUUCGUCAAAACUAUCGCCUAGCUGGAAGUCCUGAGCUAAGAAUCAACAGCAAAAGGUCAUCGGGUGCAGGGAGUGGAGCCAAUAAACUGAAAAAGCUAAACGGUUAGAGAUCAAUUUCCUUCCAGAUAUUCCUCAAGGGAGAACUCUCGACAGCCUGGUGGAGGAGAGAAAAACGUUUGAAGAUGAGAUAAAGAAGAAGAAGCCGGACCUGAAAAGGAUUGAUUCACUGAUGAGAAGCACAUUUGCGCUGCGGAGACAGGAAAUAGUUGAAAACGAGCCACUGGUGUCUGACGUUAAAAGCAAAUGGCCAGCAUUGUUUUCACAAAGACAGGUGAGUCCUUGAAAUGUUUGCCAGAUACAAUUUGGGAAACCAUCACAUGUAACAUCCUCAUUAUUACUGUUUUCUGUUGUGAUACAUGUUGAUUUUAUGGCAUUUGUCUUCAGAUUGCAGCUGAAUUUAUGCGCCUUGUGUCAGCUGACCUCCACAAAUCCUUGCUGGAUGGGCUCGACCGGUAUGUGCCAAGACUCCUUGAGUUGUACAGAGCUCAAGGUAGUCGCGUCACACAACUUCAACAUCUGUUGGAGUCUUUGGGUGUUCAAGUAAGUGAAAAAGUCACACCUAUUUAAAAUGACACAAUAGUUUUAUUCUGAUAGUAUGUUUGUGUUUUUUUUUACCAAGCAUUAUUUCUUAAGGUCUCAUUCGGACAGCAAACUUUCAUUAUAUCAGAAACUGUAAGGCAAGGUUCAUCAACUCCGGUCCCAAAACACUUCAGAUUUUUUAUUUUACCUAGUAGAUAAUUGCAAUCACCUGCUUUCCCAGGUCUAAACCAAUCCCUUUUUAGAAAGGGAGAACAAAAAUCAGAAGUGUUUCGGCCCUUCAGGACCAGAGUUGAUGAAUCCUGCUGUAAGGGAACAAAUAGAUUGAUAGUAUUGCAUGUGCAAGGAGUCUGUAAAGAAAGUAAUUUUUUUGUUAAUUUGUGGUUUCAUGUUGUCUCAGAACUCCAACCAGAACAAAAGAGCUGCAGCGCUGCUUGGGUUGCCACACUUCAUGAAAGAAGACCCCUCCAACUUCAUUAAGUUCUGCCAGGUGUGUUGGACAGUUGAAAGAAACAUGUCAUUGUGUGUUAACCCUUGGGAGACUAUAUAUUUAAUUUUUCAUUAAAUCUGCCUAGAUCUUCACUUUAUGGCCUCCAAAAUGGUCCCCCUUUUUUGGUCCCCCUUUGUUAUAAUGAAUAUACUACUGAAUUCAGCUGAAUCUCAACUGCACAGAACAGUUGACAUUCUUUUUGAGAAUGUUAAAUAUCUUAUUCUUGACUUAGAAGUUGACAUUUUAGAGAGAAAUCCAAAAAACGUAUGUUCAUUCCUUCAGCUGGAUAUACUGGUCCACUUUGUGCUCACAUUACUCAGCCUGUGUAACUUUAGCAGAAUGGCUAG
Coregonus sp. 'balchen' is the source of this 2063-nucleotide messenger RNA. Lineage: Eukaryota; Metazoa; Chordata; Actinopteri; Salmoniformes; Salmonidae. The record is from the annotation of a GenBank genome assembly.